AUUCAUUGAUGUGUAAUGUUGAAAACUGUCUCUCCCGCUUUUCCUCCCCUCCCCACAGGCACCUCCCACUCCCCGCGCGCGGCCCGGUGGCGGCCGCCAUCUUGGCUGAGGGCAGAGGCGGCUUCGCGCCGGCCCAGCCCGGCAGGGAGCGUGGAGGCGCCAUCUUGGCUGAGGGCACGGCUGCGGGAGCAGGGAAGAGCAGGGAAUCCGUGCGGCCAUGGGGAGGAUCGGGCUGCAGCUCCGCGCCACGCUGGAGAACAUCACCCGGCUGCGGGCCGAGGGCGAGGACUUCCGAUGCUGAAAUGUGGGAACUGCGGUGAAGUCUCCGAAAAGUGGCAGUACCUGCGGCUGAUGGACAGUGCUCCCCUGAAGGGCGGCCGAGGAAGCGCCACCAUGGUGCAGAAGUGCAAGCUGUGCUCCAGGGAGAACUCCAUCGAUAUUUUAAGUCAGACAAUCAAGCCAUACAAUGCUGAAGACAGUGAGAAAUUCAAAACCAUUGUGGAGUUUGAGUGCCGAGGUCUGGAACCAGUUGACUUUCAACCACAGGCAGGGUUUGCUGCUGAGGGCGCAGAAUCUGGCACACCUUUCAAUGACAUCAACUUGUUAGAAAAGGAUUGGAAUGACUAUGAUGAAAAAACAAAGGAAUCUGUUGGAAUCUAUGAAGUUACCCAUAAAUUUGUAAAAUGCUGAAGUUCAUACCUGUGACAAAUUAUGACAGAGUUAUUGAUGGAGGAGCUGUAAACAUCAGAUAUGCAUCUUCCUUGGAGUUACUUUUUCACAUGGCUGCACUUCAGAAAUGGAAACCUAAGGUGACAGAAUCAUUUAGGUUGGAAAUGAUCUCCAAGACUGAGUUCAACCUUUGACCGACAUCGCUGAGUUGUACUUUCCAUGCCCUAAUAAAAUAUUUCCCAUGGAGCACUUGGAGAUGGCCUCAGUACAAACUGAAAAUAGCACAUAUUGACUGAACUGUGCCAUGGCCUAAAGGCUGUGGGGUUUGGGAGUUACAUGGUUGUGGUGGGCUGUAGCUUAGCUAAUGCAUUGAGUAACUGCUUACACAACUUACAGCCUUAAAGGUUUUAGGAGCUGGUCACCAGGAAGUACCAACAUUUGAUUGUUUAACAUAACAUAAGCAAAUAAAGUCUUCCCACUCAGCA
This is a messenger RNA of Zonotrichia leucophrys gambelii, 1154 nucleotides long. It is a transcript of the gene CZIB, whose product is annotated as CXXC motif containing zinc binding protein. The record is from RefSeq and is a predicted model, not a curated record. Lineage: Eukaryota; Metazoa; Chordata; Aves; Passeriformes; Passerellidae. The transcript has 8 exons. Gene Ontology annotation, molecular function: zinc ion binding. The coding region runs from base 16 to 690 and encodes 224 amino acids.